This is a messenger RNA of Vanderwaltozyma polyspora DSM 70294, 1623 nucleotides long. RefSeq lists its product as uncharacterized. NCBI's taxonomy places the organism in Eukaryota, Fungi, Ascomycota, Saccharomycetes, Saccharomycetales, Saccharomycetaceae. Bases 1 to 1623 code for a protein of 540 amino acids. Gene Ontology annotation, cellular component: membrane. The transcript has a single exon. The record is from RefSeq and is a predicted model, not a curated record.
AUGUUAGUUAAUUCAAAGUUAUUUAAAUCAAGAUUAUUCAGGGCCUUUGUAGGGAGUAAUGUUGUUGCAUUGGGGUCUGGUACUCCGUAUUUGUAUUCAUACUACGCUCCACAACUUCUAGAAAGGUGUAAUUUACCAAUUUCAAAAUCUAGUCAACUGGCUUUAUCACUGAAUAUUGGUAGCUCUCUUUUAGGUUUAUUUGCAGGAAUUAUUGUUGACAAAAAUCCAAGAUUGGCUUGCUUGACUGGUUCAAUGUUCACGUUUUUGGGUUACUUCUUUAUAGAUUAUUGCUAUACUUACCAAAUAUCAAAUAUCCUUCUACUAUCUAUUGCAUUAACCUUUAUUGGAUUUGGUUCUGUUUGUGGAUAUUUUGCAGCUGUCAAAUGUUGUACAACCAAUUUCCCAAAAUACAGAGGUACUGCUGGCGCUUUCCCUGUAUCUUUAUAUGCAUUAUCAGGAACAUUUUUUGCAUUUCUAUGCUCAAAAUUUUUUGGUUCGAAUAUGGAUAACGUUUUUAAGUUUUUGGUAAUUAUAUGUCCAUUGAUGUCAUUUGUUGGAUUCCUUACACUUACUUUAGUUCCAAUGCCUUCUAAUUUUCCCAAAACAAUUCCAAAUAAUAUCACAGAAGAUUCGAUCUUCCAACCUCAACCAUCGUCUUAUGAAUUAAAUAGUAUUCCAGGAACCCCUGUGUUAAACCCUACUAACAGCACACUAGAUGAUUCAAUUGACAAUUAUGCUAAUCCAAGCACACCACUUCAUUUAAAAUCUAAUAACAUCAGUGCAAUAUCGACCCCAAGAUUAAUUAUGCCCAAUGAUGACUUUAAAGCAAAAAGUUUGGAUGGUCCCUAUGGUAAUUAUAUCGAAUCAGAAGAAUCGAAAGUAUCUGGUUCAGCAAAUGUUUUAAAGACUAUAAGAAAACCAAGGUUUCUCUACCAUUUUGUAAUUCUAGCUACUUUGCAAGGGAUUGGUCAAAUGUACAUUUAUUCUGUGGGAUUUAUAGUGAAAAACAACCUUACAGAUGAUGCUUUGUCAUCUGGAAAUUACAAUCCUGAUAAAAUUCAAUCAUUGCAAGUUUCAAUAUUGUCAUUAAUGUCAUUCACAGGCAGAUUGCUUUCAGGCCCAAUAUCCGAUUUCUUAGUUAGGAGAAUAAAAUCCCAGCGAUUAUGGAAUAUAGUUCUAUCAUCAUUCAUUAUGGCAGUUGCUGCAAUGAAGUUGAUAUCACACAAACCAAAAUCAUUUGGCGAAAUGGACAGUUAUUCUGAGGAAAUUCAAAGUAGUAUUUCGAAUAUUUCAUUUUGCUCAGUGCUUUUUGGUUUCUCAUUUGGUGUAAUGUUUGGAGCGUUCCCAUCUAUUAUUGCAGAAGCAUUUGGAUCUGAAGGUUUCAGUACAAUCUGGGGUGUAAGUACCUCAGGUGGUAUCUUUACUGUUAAAAUAUUUAGUUCUUUACUUGCAGAUGAGUUGGCAAAGAAUACAGGAAUCGAUGAACAAACUUGUACUAAAGGCUCAGAUUGUUAUAGCCACACAUUCACUAUAGUAGAAAGAUCAUCAUUAUUUGUCGGUAUUCUAAGUCUUCUAUUAAUUUAUUCAGGGUAUCGAAAAUUAAAAAGAUCGACUAGAGGGUGA